UUUAGUAUGCGAAAAGGUAAAGGGUCUUUGUGUUUGGAUUGCGAAUCCAUCACCCUAAAUUUGAUCGGAACAAUAUACUUACGUACAUGCUCUAAACGGAAAUUGCCUGUACUCGUACACAAAUUUAAACAAUUCUGAAAAUGAGUUACGAUGUGAUUUCGCGGAGCGAUGGAUCUUUGGUCGCUACGUCCACUUCGCAGCCACACCGCAAUUCGUUGUAUAAACAAUUUAAGCGUUAUUCCAUUUGGUUAACACUGGCCGGACUGUAUCCGUGGUCUGCCACGGGUGGCAGCCCACAGACCGCCACAACUCUGUGCUCCAAAAUAAGAAGUGCUGUAUCGUGGAUUCCUGCCGCUACACUGUUCAUCUUGAUGAUUUUAGCCGCAUUGGAUCGUCUGACGAUUAUGUUAAUCCAUCGAUUCGACUGGGAAAACCCAACCGGUUUAGCCGCGGAAUUACGCUUAGCCACCAUGGUCUGUUUUCGGUCAUCCGUGGCUGUGCUGAUUCCGUUAGCGUGCCACAAAACACGAAAACUCGACAAAGUGUUUCGAUUGCUGUCGCUGUUAUGUAAAGACGUCUUUGUCGAACAGCCAUGGAAAAAUCGUCUGAUGGUGGUGACAUCAAUGUUAGCCAUAUUAACGGUAUUUUUUGCGGGGUACUUUCUAUCGAGCGGGGUUUUUGUCCUCGUUCACGUAAUCACUGAUCCCCGUGGUAUUUCAAAUUCAACGCCGACAUACUACUGGAGCACCGAAGCAGCAUACUCUUUCUUUUUAUUGUUUGCGCGAGUUUCGGCGAUGCAUAUAAGACUAAUAUUCUUCAUAAUGGUCAUUUUGCUGACAUCCACAGCGGGACUGCAGUUUUCCAUCUACUACACCCGAUUGAAAAGAGCAUUUCGUGCAAGAAGUUGCCUGUACGCAAGUGAACAAAGUGACCAAAAGGAAGUUGAAAUACGACUGAUUUUGUCCAAUCAUUUUACGCUCUCGACAGCGGUCGCCAAAGCCGAUAAAAUUUUAUCGCCGUUACUUUUGGUCACCGUGCCGUUUGACUUGGCUAUGACCGUUUUUAUUUUUGCCCAUUUGUUCAAUGGCUCGGACGCUGCGGACAUUCUAGCCUACAAUACAAUCAGAUCAUCACUGUUAUCUAAUCUUGUUUGCGGCUUUGACCUCGUGUGGAUGGUUAUUGUUCUCUUUGGCCCAAUUGUGACUUCUGCCUAUUUGAAGCAACAGGCUGAAAAAGCGGUGAAAGAAAUAUCGUUUUUUAUUGGCUGUGAAGACACCGAAAGCAAAUUUAAAAGAAUGCUGAAAAAGAGGGCAAACUUAAUAAAAGACUUCCCGCCAGCUCUUACUUUAUGGAGCAUUGCUGUUUUGGACAAAAAUAUUUUCUUAGUGGUUCUUGGCGUUCUUGGGACUUACCUUUUCAUCAUUCUGGAAGUGUCUCAAUGGUGACAGCAGUUCGUAAUCGGUCGUCUUGGACCCUUUUUGACAGUAUUGUUUGUUACGGUUUUCUGUAUGCCCUGCAUCAUGCUGUAUUCAUUUUACACCCACUUGCUGGUUGAUUUAGUCAGAAAAAACAAAAAAGACACAGCCGUGUGCAGUAUUUGAUGUUUUACCAUCGUCUAUUAAAUUUACACGAAUUUAUCAUUUUCAUUGUACACUUGUUGUUGUUGUAUUUCCAUCCUGAUCGAUGCGAAUGCUUCUGUUGGCUGUUUUGGUCUGCGUGCUGCUGAUGUUGUUAUCCGUUUUAUUACUCGAGCGAUCAGAAGCGUACUUCCAC
Molecule: messenger RNA, 1773 nt
Organism: Paramacrobiotus metropolitanus
Lineage: Eukaryota; Metazoa; Tardigrada; Eutardigrada; Parachela; Macrobiotidae
Exons: 3
Coding region: 141-1445 (434 amino acids)
Source: RefSeq, a predicted model, not a curated record